CUCAAACUCAAACACUCGUGUUCACAACAACCACAAGACAAUGCUGGCCGUGCAGGCUGGGGCUGGAGGGCGUGCUGGGUGCGCAAAACGGCACGCUCAGCACCACGCUCAGCACCACGCUCAGCAGCACGCUCAGCAGCACGCUCAGCAGCACGCUCAACACAGCGAUGCCACAUGUACCCAUUUCAAAGCAGUGGAUGGCACUCGGCCCCAAGGUUCUCUGCGUGCUCGUCCUAGUUGCGGCCCAAGGACACGCCUCAUUGUUGCCUGUGUCACGGCGAUCGCUAUCCUCCUCCUUGUGCCCGCCCAAAGUUCCGCCUCUGCGCUGACACAUGAAGAGCACAACACCAAGAACAAGAACACUGUCACUCAUGACCAGAGCAGCGUGUGCAGCAGUCCAACCCCAAACAAGAAGAGCACUUCAGGUGCAACUGGAGCAAGUCGCUUCGACAACAUCGUGCAGCAGAAGGAAGAGCAUGACCCGGCCACGUUUUGGCUCGGUGCAGGCUGCACAGCCCACGCACGGGCCUGUGAACAAGCUCGCGCAUCCUUGCUCGCCAUGACCACCAUUGGCGAAGAAUGGUACCGCAACAGCGCUACAACAAACACUGAUCCUGAACAGAGACCAGAGCGCCGCCCAGGCCCAGUGCCCUCCAACAGCAAGAACAGCACGCUGCCACCAUCACCGGCCUCCCUCAGGCAACAACACAGCGACCACGCACGCACACUCGAGUCUUUCAUUGAGCUGUUUUGCACCUGGCACAGGAUACACACCGCCGGCCCCAACCCGGCAACACAGCCUCGCACAGGGCCUGCGCGACCACACACGGCGCCCGCUGCACACAGCCACACAGAGCACGCACGCAUUACACCUGAGCACUUACGCGAGGACAACAAACGGGACCCUGAAGCACCUUCAACCCCGGCACCGACGAUGAUGACACGGCAGCCACGUCGAGCAAGCCACAUCCCGCGUUCUCCACCGGAUGAGCAUCCGCCUCAACACCGCCCACCACAGCAACCACCGCAUCCACACAUAUACGCGGCGCAGCCGGCAACACUGGCACAAGACCACUUCGCACAGCAACAACUACAACACCAGCUCCACCGACAGCCACAACAGCCGCCACAACUGAGCAGAGUCCGACGUGAGGCAACACCACCUACCACGGCGACACAGCCCACCACCGCACCAACCAUUUCAACAACAUCCACCGUCCCCGGCUCGGAUGUCCUGCAGCGGCCUGUCAUCUGCCAGAUCUCCCCCGCCUUUCGCAUCGACUGCACCUUCGCGCGCGAAAACCCAGAGCUGGUCCUGAACAUUGAGGCCGGGAAGCGGCCCCUGCCACCGCCCAGCGAAAACCGAAGAGAGUUCUUGCAAUCGCUGUUUGACCUGGUUCAGCCAAAGAACCUCACCAUCACCGGCAGCAUGCUCUCCGAGGACAUUGAGCUCGUGCUCACCUUCAAGUUUCCCUUCGUGGACACCAUUGGCAUCCAUGGCUUGGAAAGCCGCAUGUUCGUGCUUUCCACCCUCAACCCGCUGUCCGCCAUCACCACCGUCGACCUCAGCGGAAGCGACCUGCCGGAGCUCCGCGCCACCAAAGCAGACAACGACACCAACGUGUUCAUCCGCGGGCCCUCAAUCAAAACCUUCGACGUGAGCGGCAACGGCCUCUCCAUCCUCACCAACCGCACAAUCUCCAGCCUGCCCAACCUGGAGACGCUGUACUGGAACCGCAACCAGGUCCGCCGCAUCGACACCGACGCCUUCCAAGGAAACCCCAAACUGAAGCGCCUCAACCUCCAGGACAAUCGCCUCACCACCCUCACCUCCCACAGCUUUGCUGGCCUGGACAACAUCACCUCCAUCAACCUCAAACACAACGGCAUCAUCACCCUCGAUCCAGACGCCUUCAGCACCGUCACCUCCGUCACCCACCUGUUCCUCGACAACAACCCAAUCGAGGCCCUGCCUGCCGGCGUCUUCAAGCACCAGACCCGCCUCGAGGUCUUGCACAUCACCAACACGCAACUGGAAGCCCUGCCGCCGGGGCUCUUCACCGCGACCACCAUGCUGAAGGAGCUAUUUCUGUUUCAAGGCCGCAUCACCGCCAUUGACGGCUCCUUGCUGGCGCCCCUCACCCGCCUGGCCAGCCUCAGCUUCACCAACAACAGGCUUGUCACAAUACAGCGCGGCGUCUUUAAUCGCCUCGUGAGCCUGUCCGAGCUCUACCUCACCAGCAACGACAUCGCGUCCGUGCACGAGCUUGCCUUCACUGGUAUGCGAAACCUCACCACCCUCUCGCUUCAUGACAACAACCUCAACGACCUCCAUCCCCGCAUCUUUGCCUCGUUGUCCCAGCUGCAGUACCUCGAUCUCGGCCGCAACUUCCUUGACCGGAUCCACGACCGCCUCCUGGCCGCGUGCCAGAACCUCCACACGCUCAUUCUCACCUUCAACUCGCUCACCGCCUUCAGCCACGUGCCGCUUCCCUCCCUUGAGGAGCUGCGCCUGCACAACAACCCCUUGAUGGAGCUCCCAGAUUUCUCGCCCUUGAAGAACCUGCGCAUCCUGCUCUCAAACGGGCACCGAAUCCGAGACGUCGACCUUGUGCCUCUGCUCCACCUUCCCAAGCUGAGCACGCUCGAGUUUGCCGCGGACCCUUCCUUCGAACACUCAAAGGCUCGACCCCUGGACCCGCUGGAUGACAGGCACCACACCGAGGACGACAUCGCCAAGAACCUGCGCGCCCUCGACAUCACCGGGGUGGAGCUGCCCGCCACCAUUCCGCAGCGGCUCACGCGGCUGAACCUCAACCUGGUGCGGUUUGCGGCGGGCUGGCCAGGCAUGACCGACAACAUCAUCAGCACCCAAUCCCUGUGCAAAAUCCUGAACGACGAUGUGGAGGAGUUUGCCCUCACCAACACAGGCUACGUCCACAUUGACUUGUGCCCGCAGAAGACGUUCCGGUCCGUGUUCAUGCCAAAAAAUGCGCACUUGAAGACCCUUCGUAUCCGAAACGCGCUGGAACAGCUGGUGCUCAUGCGGUGCACGUCCCUGACGCAGCUGCUCUUGCCCCGCGCCGAAGCCAUUGACCUCUCCUUCACGCGCGUGGAGUCCAUCGCCCCUCUUUGCAAUGGGUGGGGAUCACGCAUCCUCUUCUACCGCAGCGUGGACAACCCGCUCCUCAAGGCGCAGGGGCCCGAGCUCUUCCAGCGGUGCGUCCUCAACGGCGAAGUGGUCGACUUCAGCGACAACCCUUGGAUGGACCGCCUGCUGCAGAUGCAGGCCGUGACCAACCGGCCCAUCGUCUUGUCUUCACAGCAGUUCCUUGGCCAGGACCGCUUUGACACGCCAAACCGGCCCGACGCGCCCGUGGUCACCAUGCAGAACACACCGGUUGUGUGCCGGCCCUCCUUUGACCACGUGCACGUGCGCCCGCGCGACGACCCAGAGCAGCUGCAGACGCAGCUUUCCUUCAACUUCCGCUGCACUUGCGCCAACGAAUUCGUCAGCAAAGGUGGGCGCUGUGUGAGUGACAGGAGCAAAAUCAUCCUCAUCACGUCGCUCAGUGUGUCCAUCGGGCUGGUGUUGGCAAUUGGGUCUGCCGUGUUCGUUUGGCAGUACCGCGCCCGCGCCAAGGACAAGCGCAUCAUCCGCGCCAACGAAGAGAAGCUGGCAAAGCUCAAGGCCAGCUGGCACAUCCCCUACAACCACCUGUACUUUGAGGGUGUCGUCGAGAAGGGCACGUACGGCAUGGUCAAGCGCGCCAAGUACGGCGAGCAGACGGUGGCUGUCAAGAUCCUGCACCAGGCCCUCAAGGAGCUCAACGAGGACACCAUCGAGGAGUUUGAGAAGGAGGCGGAGUUUCUGCGCGAGGUCGGCAAGCAGUGCGAAAACAUUGUUCUCUUCUUUGGCGCCGGCACGACCCCCGACGGGUGCCCGUUCCUCGUGCUUGAGUUUGUCGCGCACGGCUCCCUGGACCACCUGCUUGGCACGGUGGAUGAGCGGGUUGCACGCGGCCCAAACCGCACAAAGACGCUUGCAGCGCUGCUCACAAAUCUCAGGCGCGAGCUUGCCUUUGAUGACGUUGCCAUUGGCAUGGACAAUCUGGGCCAGGAAGGCAUGGAGAUGUCCCUCAGCAGGACAGCAAAUGACGAUGAUGGUGGUGCUGGUAGUGGUGGUGGUGGUGGCGAUGGCGGCGACCUCAUGUCCACAACAACGAGCCUUCGUGUCCCCCUGCUUGCCCCAGAGCCUGAGCGGCGAGGCACUUGGCGCCGACGUCGCAGUGCAGUGCCAAAGCUGAACACUGAGCAGGCGCACACAGUCACGUUAACGGCACAUGUUGAUGAGCAUGUCGCCGUGCCCGCCACUGUUUGGGCUCUGAAGAAGCGUAUUGCCCUGGACAUCAGCCGCGGUAUGCAGUACAUCCACGAGAACGACCACUUUCACAGGGAUCUGAAGAGUGGCAAUGUGCUGGUGUCGUCGUAUUUGCGGGCGAAGAUCACCGACUUUGGCACAAUCCACCACCUGACGACACAGGAGGAAGAGAACAAGCUCGGGGCCGCAGGAACGCCCGCGUACAUGGCGCCCGAGGUGGCACUUGGCGAGGGCUACUCGAACAAGGCAGACGUGUUCAGCUUUGGCGUGCUCAUGUGGGAGCUUGCGGCCGAGCAGCAGCCAGAUUUGGUGGCCCAGGAGAAGAGGAGAACUGGGCAUUCUCUGCCGGGGAGGUACCGUGAUGUCUUGUGUCAACUUCUUGCGGCAGGAAAGACCCUCAGCUUCAACGACAGCCCAGCGUGUUCUGUUGUUGACGGUUGGUAUCGGGCGCUAGCGGAGCGCUGCAUGGCAACACAUCCGCAGGAUCGCCCAUCGUUUGCAGAAGCUAGGGAAAUACUCCUAGAACAUGGAGCAGAGCCUGGGGAGGGCGUGUCCUCCCUUUAGUUGCGAAGUUUUUCAUUCGAGGUUGUUGAACCAAUGCCCAUGUGCUCCUGGUGUUUCCCGAUUGCAGGUUUUAGGUGCUGCAAGUGUACGUUUGCAGCGCCAUUUCAAUGUUGUGCUGGUGUUUGCACCGGGCGUUCUGUUAAGGAGUAG
Molecule: messenger RNA, 5095 nt
Organism: Salpingoeca rosetta
Lineage: Eukaryota; Choanoflagellata; Craspedida; Salpingoecidae
Product: TKL protein kinase
Exons: 3
Coding region: 41-4945 (1634 amino acids)
Biological process (GO): protein phosphorylation
Molecular function (GO): ATP binding; protein kinase activity; protein binding
Source: RefSeq, a predicted model, not a curated record